AUGCAGAGUCCUCCAGAAGGGGAGGGCGUCUUUCGGCUGGACCUGGGGAUCAACAAGGUUGCCUACGACCGGACGAUGAAAUCACUGGAUUGCCUAGUGGACUCGACGCUGGACCCAGCUUUUCUCAGCGUGCUGCUGGAAAAGGAGGUCAAGCACAACAACAGGAUCGACCCGUUACCUUUGGAGUUGUCCGCUUCGGGAUUGAACGACGCUCAGGUGGCCGCAGCGCGGUCCAUUGAGGAGGCGCGAGUGAGUCUGAUCCAAGGACCUCCGGGGUGCGGAAAGACGCGACUGGCCAGCGCGCUGCUGAAGGCGGCCUACCGCGGCAAGCCGCUCCUGGCGGCCGCGGACUCCCACGUCGCCGUGGACCGGCUCAUGGCAGCGCUCCUGUCCGCCGGCGUGGCGGCAGUGCGGUUCGGGGACUCCGCGCGGAUCACGCAGCGCGACCUCGUCCCCUACUCGGUGGAGGUCCUCGCGCAGCAGAGGAGCAGUCCCGAGGCGUGGCGCAGCCGCCUGCGCGCCCUCGCUGGCGAGGUCCAGGCGCUCCGGCGGGCGGGCGCGGGGGCCGGCGCGGCUGCGGCGGCGCCAGGGGCCCGGGAGGAGGCGCUCCAGCUCGCCGAGGAGCGGCUCCGGAACGAACUGAAGCGCGCGGCCGAUGGAGAGCAGGUCUCCUACGCCGACGCCGUGCAGAGCGUGCUGGACAGCGCGGAGGUGGUCUGCGCCACCCUGGUGGGCUGCGGCGCGAGAGACUUCGAGGGGCGGUCCUUCGACCUCAUCCUGCUGGACGAGGCGUCGCAGUCCACGGAGCCGCGGUCGCUGAUCCCCAUCAGCAGGCUCAGCCCGUCCGGGCGCCUCGCGCUGGUGGGCGACCACCAGCAGCUGCCGCCGGUGUGCGUGUCGCGGGAGGCGGAGUCGGCCGGGCUGGGCCUCUCCCUGUUCAGCCGGCUGCUGCAAUUGCCCCCGCUGCGGCCGGCGGCUCUGCGGGUGCAGUACCGCAUGCACCCGCUGAUCAGGCAGUGGCCGUCGGAGGCCUUCUACAGGGGUACGCUGGUCGAUGGCGAGAGCGUGGUCGGCAG
This is a messenger RNA of Prorocentrum cordatum, 1076 nucleotides long. The record is from the annotation of a GenBank genome assembly. NCBI's taxonomy places the organism in Eukaryota, Dinophyceae, Prorocentrales, Prorocentraceae.